UUCAUCACGACAUACAUACCCCAGCCAGACAAGAGGAACAUCCCGAUAUUUUCCAGAGACUGGCAAGAUGGGACAACUUAUCUCUUGAUUUUCAUGCAAGCUCAGUGUUGGCUAAACCCAUGAAAAGAUAUAAGUGGAGGAACAUGUCUCCUUAUACCAGAACAUGCAAUAGAGAGGAAAACAGCACAAUAUGGUGGAAGAAGCCUGCUGAGUGCUAUUUGGACGGGUUGAUAAACCACACUACGUAUCAGAAGAGCGGGAACCAUAUUCUGUUCACUGUGAGGACCACAGCCUCCCUUCACCAUCAGAGGCUGCCUCUCAUAUUCCAGACCUGGCUGUCCACUGCCAACAGGAGCAAUGUGGUUCUGGUCACUGAUGGCCAGGACAGAGUACUGAAACACCGAGCCAAAGAAGCAGGUAUUAGGGUUUUGACAUCUAUUCCUGGAUAUGAAAGGUAA
Messenger RNA from Geodia barretti, 458 nucleotides. The record is from the annotation of a GenBank genome assembly. NCBI's taxonomy places the organism in Eukaryota, Metazoa, Porifera, Demospongiae, Tetractinellida, Geodiidae.